Klebsormidium nitens is the source of this 1025-nucleotide messenger RNA. Lineage: Eukaryota; Viridiplantae; Streptophyta; Klebsormidiophyceae; Klebsormidiales; Klebsormidiaceae. The record is from the annotation of a GenBank genome assembly.
AUGGCAAGCGACAUGUUUGCCUGCUACUUGGGGAGCAGCCUGCCUGGGGCCGCUGCAUUUAGGCAAAGUAGGAGGCCUGCCCGGGGGGUGGUAGUCAUGGGGGUGCCGGAGCAGGUAGCCAAGGGGUACGCUCAGGCUUUGAUGGAGCUGGCUCAGAGCAAAUCCUGUCUGGAGCCGAUCCAUGCCGACAUGGAAAAGUUAGAGGCCCUGAUAGAGAACCAAGAUGUUGUCAACUUCCUGUAUGACCCCGUCGCUGACAUUGGCAAGAAGCAGAAGUUGCUCGCCACGCUCGGCAAUGACGGCGGGUUCAAUAAGUACACCAUCAACUUCCUCAACCUCCUCAUUGAAAAGAAGCGCAUCAACACAAUUGCAUAUGUCAUCAAGGCCUUUGACGACUUGUACAAUGAUAAGACCCAGACACAGGUAGCGACCGUUGUGUCGGCUGUCAAGCUCGAAAACGCACAGCAAGCCCUCAUUGCCAAGAAGCUGCAAACGCUAACAGGGGCCAAGAACAUCAAGUUGAAGAACGAGGUGGAUCCCGAGUUGAUCGCAGGGUUCGUGCUCAAGUACGGUAAGGGGCAGUCAGAGGAGAUUGACUUCAGCGUCAGGGGUCAAUUAGAAAAGUUGAGGAUGGAAUUUGAGAGUGGGCUAGGAGCGGCAGCCGAGGAGGCAGAGGAGAAGGUUGCGGCAUAAUCGGGCAGACGGCAUACAUGUAAGAACAGCCAUUGUUGUGGCGGAUUCACAUCUGAGCUACUGCUGGAGUAGAUACUGCUGAGUAGACCAAGCACAUUCUUAUGGCUGAUGGCCGUGAUGUAGAACAAGGUGGCACGAACCUCACAGUCCUGAUGUUCCUCCACCUUGAUUCAGAGGUACUCAGGUGCAGCAAUUAUGGUUAGGACAGACAAUGCACUAAUCUUGAUAGACGAUCUGGACUGGAUGCUUCUGGAAAACCCUCAAUCUGGAGGAAUAAUUGAAUAACGGCUUUUUUGCUCCUCACUUCCAGACUUGCCUUGUCCCUCUGUCGG